AUGAAGAGGGAGGGUAAGCAACAUGGCAUGGUCAGGACAUAUAGGAUCCUACCGAACCCGAAUCCCGGCACCCGAUUCGUCACACGGUUCGAUUCGCCUCCAACAGCUGGACUUUUCACAAAGGUUCCCUCCAAGCCCACCAACCACUCCAAAUUCACCGGUAAAUGUGGCAAGGCGCGGUGCACCGAUUGCCGUCUUCAUCCGGUGUCAAAGUCAAAGAACAAAUCUAAAGGAAGUUUGAAGCAUUUCCAGGUCAUGGAUCAACCCGGUUUGAAAUUUACAGGGUUGUCCGCGACCGGGACUUUGAACCAUAUUUCUAAUUGGUAUGUGGAUGGUGAUGAUGAAGAAGAAGAAAGUGUUGUUGACCAUGUGGAUGAUUAUGAUGAUGAUGUGAAAGAUGAAAGUGUUGUUGACCAUGUGGAUGAUGAUGAUGUGAAAGAUGAAAGUGUUGUUCAACAUGUAGAUGACGAUGAGGUGGAAGAUGAAAAAAUUUCAUGCACUUUAGAUGAAAAAGAAGUGGAGUAUCCGUUGCGUGUUGAACAAGUUAAGGAAGAAAUAUAUGAAGAUGAAGAUUGGUGUUUCGUGGAAUGUUGCUCAUGA
Molecule: messenger RNA, 600 nt
Organism: Lathyrus sativus (Indian pea)
Lineage: Eukaryota; Viridiplantae; Streptophyta; Magnoliopsida; Fabales; Fabaceae
Source: the annotation of a GenBank genome assembly